Molecule: messenger RNA, 792 nt
Organism: Trematosphaeria pertusa
Lineage: Eukaryota; Fungi; Ascomycota; Dothideomycetes; Pleosporales; Trematosphaeriaceae
Exons: 1
Coding region: 1-792 (263 amino acids)
Source: RefSeq, a predicted model, not a curated record
AUGAUGAUAUCGCGUCGAGUGGCCGUCGUCGCUUCGUCCAUAUUGCUCAUCUUCAUAGUCGCCAUCUCGCUUGCGGCAUCGGUCGAAGUACGCGCGCCUCCGAAAAAGCUGGUGCAGAUCUCCAUAGCGCAAGCCGCGAAAGACGGACAAUUCGAGAAACAGCGAGCAGGGAGCAGCAUCAAUGGCACGGCCUUCGAUCGCGUCGAUAUUCUGAGUGGAACGGCAACCGUUGGCGCUGGAGGGGCUGCGACGUAUUAUCUGCCCCCUACGCCGAGUAUGAUGAUGGAGGAAGGCAUGAUCGGACAAACACCAACCCCCCAGCCGACCCCGAGCGCCGUCGAUGAGGGCUACAUUGGCCCGGUGGAAUCGCCGCAAACACCAGGCCCGACACCUAGACCUCCACCUAGUCCACAGUUCCCUAUCCUCGCGCUCUCGUACGCCGGCGACGGCGGUCCAAAGCACUGUCGCGGCGAGCUCGUGCAAAAGCUCUCGUUGCCGCCUCCCGCCAGCAGUUGGAAGAGCGGGACAUGCGUCGAUUUGCCGGCUGACGCGCGGUGCGGCGUGUUCUUCGCCGGGAAAGACGAUAAUUGCGAGGCGCAGCUGUUCAACAUGGCGGGCUGCUACAACACCACCGAGACAUACGUCAACACGGUUGUGUUCAUGCCGGAGGAGCGGGCGGUGGGCGCAAUUUGGAGGAGCAUGUAUGUGCGCUGUGGAGUGGAUGCACCGGCGCCCGCAUUGAUUGAUCCGGCCGUUUUGGGAGGCCUGCUUAAGAAGCCUGGCGGAGGCUGA